Branchiostoma floridae (Florida lancelet) is the source of this 2591-nucleotide messenger RNA. Its product is annotated as farnesyl pyrophosphate synthase-like. Bases 140 to 1672 code for a protein of 510 amino acids. The record is from RefSeq and is a predicted model, not a curated record. Gene Ontology annotation, molecular function: (2E,6E)-farnesyl diphosphate synthase activity; dimethylallyltranstransferase activity. Gene Ontology annotation, biological process: trans, trans-farnesyl diphosphate biosynthetic process. The transcript is spliced from 11 exons. Gene Ontology annotation, cellular component: cytoplasm. NCBI's taxonomy places the organism in Eukaryota, Metazoa, Chordata, Leptocardii, Amphioxiformes, Branchiostomatidae.
UUAAGGUCAAAAGCCAUAUCAUAGGAGCUGAGGUCAAAUCCGCAAAAAAACAUGUUGCCGCGAUUACGAGGCGUUUAAUUGAAGCUACGUAGACUCCUAGUGGUCAGAGUUUGCACGACAAGAAGAUGAGAGCGACUAGAUGACCUCUGCUAUCGUUGUGAGCCGUCUUGGCCCGCGAUUGGCCAGUAGGUUGAUGGUGCGAGCGGCUGGACCAAUCACACGUGGGGGAGGCACGUACGAAACAUCACCUCAUCGCUCAGCUGGACAUCAAACGCGCCGACACCUCAGCUGGAGGAAGAAGACUUUCAAGUCUCAGCUUUGGCAGCACCCCGGCGCACAGACAGACAUGGGAGACAGCAGUAACAAGAAGUUAAAGAUGGCGAACCAUGACGGAGAUGUGAAGCGGUUUGACGAGGUAUUUCACCAGCUGGUGACGAAACUGAUCGACGAGGACGCAAAAAAUCCUGAGAUCAGCGAUGCGAUGGUCAGGUUCAGACAGGUAUUAGAGUACAACUGUCCAGGUGGGAAGAGGAACAGAGGUCUUAGUGUCAUUACAUCUUACAGGUUUCUUGUCAGCAGUGAUCAGCUGACAGAAGAGAACAUCCACAGAGCCAUGGUGGUUGGCUGGUGCAUCGAAUGGUUACAAGCUUUCUUCCUGGUUCUUGACGACAUAAUGGACCAAUCACAGACCAGGAGAGGGCAGCCAUGCUGGUACAGAGUUGAAGAAGUAGGUAACAUGGCCAUUAACGACGCCUGCUACAUCGAGUCCUGCAUCUACAGACUUCUGGGGAGGUUCUGCAGAGGCCAGCCAUACUAUGUGGACCUGCUCGAGCUAUUCCAAGGGACGACGUACAAGACGAUAGUCGGCCAGUCUCUGGACCUCAUCACGUCUCCGGAUGGGAAGGUCAACCUCAGCAACUUCACGGAGGAGAGGUACAAUGCCAUAGUGAAGUACAAGACAGCCUUCUACUCCUUCCACCUACCAGUAGCUGCUGCUAUGUACAUGGCUGGCAUCACCAGUAAGGAGUCCCAUGAAAAUGCCAAGACAAUUCUUCUGGAGAUGGGCAGGUUCUUCCAGAUACAGGAUGACUACCUGGACUGCUAUGGGGACCCGGCGGUGACGGGGAAGGUUGGGACAGACGUAGAGGAGAACAAGUGCAGCUGGCUGGUGGUGCAGGCACUACGGCUGGUCGACGCCCGGCAACGGACUACACUACAGGUUUGUUUGUUUGUUUGUUUGUUUGUUUGUUUGAGGGAAGGUUGGGACAGACGUGGAGGAGAACAAGUGCAGCUGGCUGGUGGUGCAGGCACUACGGCUGGUCGACGCCCGGCAACGAGCUACGCUACAGGUUUGUUUGUUUGUUUGUUUGUUUGUGGGAAGGUGGGAACAGGCGUGGAAGAGAACAAAUGCAGCUGGCUGGUGGUGCAGGCGCUACGGCUGGUCGACGCCCGGCAACGGGCUACGCUGCAGGAAAACUACGGUCAGAACGACCCCGCCAAGGUUGCCGCGGUGAAGCAGCUUUACCAGGAGUUACGUCUCCAGGACGAGUUUUGGAAAUUUGAGGAGAGCAGCUACUCCCAGCUGAUGCAGCUGAUCAACUCUUCCAGCCUGGACCUGCCGAAGGACAUGUUCGUCGAGUUCGCGCGCAAGAUUUACAAGCGGCAGAAAUAAUAGUUUUAUUUACUUGUAAUAAACAACAAUAAACAACAACUCCUCCCACCAGGACCUGCCCAAGGACAUGUUUGUCGAGUUUGCACGCAAGAUUUACAAGCGGCAGAAAUAAAAGUUUUAGUCUGGUUACACAAAAUGCGAGCAGAUGUUAUUUUCUCUGUCAUUCAUGUAAAGAUUUGGUCUUUUUUUUUUGGAAAACCUCUAUCAGUGUUGGACAAGUUUUCUACUGUUCAUGUGUCGUAUUGGGCAAGCAAUAAAAAUAUUACUUGCCCAAACCAAUUUUCACUUUCUUGAAGUUUAUAGGACAUUUUUCUGUGUAUUUUCACUUCCAGCAAUGAAAUUCUUUCAUUAUUGGCUCUAUUUUUCUGUGUUGUACUUGAUGCCAUGACUAUGAAAUGUAACUAGUAUUAAAGUCUUAGCCUUAAAAAAUCUUACUUGCCCGAUCGGGUAAGUGUGGUAGGACAUGCGCUUGCCAGAUCGGCACUUUCGCUUGGCCAGGACUAGUGGACAAGUUUAACCCAACCCAGCAUCAAAAAUUGCACAAAGCUAUGUUUUCAGAAAAUAUCAAAUGUUUAUAUGAAUGACAGAGGAAAUUUCAUUCCGCCGGAUGCUUAAAGAUUUCAUGCAAAAUUUAUGACAGUCUUUGUAUACAGGUUGUUGUAAAUGUAUUUAAGACUAAGUCCAAAAGUGGAGCUAGAAAAAAUUGAUCUUGAUAUUAAAAAGCAAUUGUCUGUAUCGAUUUACUUAGGGGUAAUUUUAGUGUAACUUUGAUGUUAUGUAAUUAAGUUAUGAUUAUAACAGUUUUUAUCAGUAUGAACAGAAAAGCCAGCAACAUAGAUGUACUUUCAAAUGCUAUAUCGGGUGUACGUAAAAUUUAUUCAAUGUAAAAGAAAAUUAAAAUGAACCAUAGUUAAUACAA